UUCAUUAUUUCAGAAAACGAAUGCGCGCAUCACUUACGGAAUAUUUUCUCUCUACUCCAGAGUAUAAAAGACAGUUUCUUUUUCCCCUUUAUUAUUUUUUAUUAUUUAUUUUAUUACCUUUUACUUUUACAAUUUUUUUUAAGAUAAUUUUAUUUUAUAUUUAUAUUAAAUUUCGAAUAUUUUAUUAAAAAAAAAUUUCGUUUCAAUUUUUAAUGAAUUUUAUGUAGAACUCAUGCUCUUCGAAAAAAUCAAAAGUGUCACUCUUCAAGGACUUUGGAUAUUUUGAAGGUUUUUUGUGUUCGCGAUUUUAUUUUCCGGGCAAAAAAUAAACUAAUAAUUGAAAAAUUAUAAAAAAAAGGUGCGUGUUUCUACGAGAAAUGUGCAAAAGUUUAUGCCCAAUUUCUGGAUAAAAUUGUGCCACGAUUAAUUUUUUUUUUUGUAUUUAAAAAAUGGUGCUUAGAAGAAAGAUAUUAUCUCUUGGAGGAUUGGUGAAUCAAGUGAAACCAAAUGUGAGGUGGAGUUCAUCGUUAAAAAUUCAAGACAAGGAAGCGAUUCAACCAGAUCGGUCCUUUAAGUAUACAGAUCUGUCGAUUCGACUCUCAACUCCCGAUCAACUUCAACCCAAGCCCAAUGUUCGUGAACUUCAAUUUGGAAAAUUCUUCACGGAUCACAUGCUUAAAAUAUUUUACUACGAGGCUUUGGGAGGAUGGCAAAUGCCAGAAAUAACGCCCUUGGAGAAUUUAGUAUUGCAUCCUGCAGCCAAAGUUCUACAUUAUGCUCUCGAGUUAUUCGAGGGACUAAAAGCCUACAGAGGAGUGGACGGAAAAAUUCGUCUCUUCCGACCUGAGAUGAAUGCGGAUAGAAUGAAUACAUCAGCAUUAAGAUCGGGACUUCCAACAUUCAAUGGUCCCGAACUAAUUAAAUGUAUAAGUCGACUGAUUAGUAUAGAUCAAGAAUGGGUGCCACAUUCGGAAGCGUCUAGUCUCUACGUAAGGCCAACUCUCGUGGGAAUUGACCCCACUUUGGGAGUUGCAGCUUCGGAUUCAGCGCUUCUUUACGUAAUUCUCAGUCCAGUUGGGGCUUAUUUUAAACCAAAUUCAACAGGAGGAAUUUCAUUACUAGCGGAUCCGAGGUAUACAAGGGCUUGGCCCGGAGGCUGUGGGGAUAGAAAAAUGGGAAGCAAUUAUGCGCCCACGAUUCAAAUUCAACGAGAAGCUGUGGAAAAGGGUUUACAACAAGUCCUGUGGCUCUAUGGAGACGAUCAUCAAAUCACCGAAGUGGGAACGAUGAAUAUUUUCAUGGUUUAUGUCAAUGACGAUGGAGAGAAAGAAUUAGUGACACCGCCAUUGAACGGAUUGAUUUUACCAGGAAUUACGAGAAAUUCAAUUUUAGCACUUUCGAGAGAAUGGAAUCAAUUCAAAGUUACCGAGAGGAAAAUUACAAUGGGAGAAAUAUGUCGAUUACUCUCAGAAAAUAGAUUGCUGGAAAUGUUCGGAGCAGGCACAGCGUGCGUUGUCAGUCCAAUAUCAUUAAUAAAUUAUCUGGACCAAAAUCUCCACAUUCCCACCACAGAGCAAACGUCGGCUCUCUACAAAAUCUUUUUGAAACACAUGUCAGACAUUCAAUAUGGCUACAUUCCCUGCCAUCCUUGGGCCUAUCCUGUUGAUUAAGAUUCAUUAACAAGGAGAAAAAAACUAAAUGAAUCUAAAACUGGAAAAGUUAAAGAGAAAUAUUUUUCCGAAUUUCGAAGAUAGACUGGAAAUCUAGUCUUUGAAGAUCAAAAGGAAGUUCAAAACUUGUGCGAAAAUUGUGCGACUGUUUCUUUGAAACAGUUUAUUUUCUUAAAAAAGAAAAAAAUUUUAUCCAACAUCGUUGAUUCCUAUUUUUUUCUGUUGAGAUUUUCGACUGAUUCAUUUUUUUGAUAAUCUCAUUCUUUUAAUACGGACUGAAAUUUUUAUCUCUACAAUUUUUCAAUUUUCUGUCCGAGGAAACGAAAGUGAAUUUUAAUAUUUAUUUUCAACACAGCGGAUUUUUUUCUAGAUAUUAUAACGAAAUAAAUUACUAGUUAGAUUUUUUAAUGACGAAAUAAGAACUUAUCGACUAAAUUUUUGACCAGUUGACAAAUUGUAAACAAAAAUAUUUCUAAAAAAAAUCUGCAAUAAGCGAUCAACUAUCAUCGAAUAGUGUAUUUAAUUAAAAAAAAUUGUCUUCAAUAGAAAAAUAUUUUUUGAAAAAAUAUUUUAAGAAAAAAAAGCGAUAUGUUUCUUGCAGAAUUUGUAAAUACUGUUAAUAAGUUAUUGCCUCUGUAUAUAAGUUAUAGACUGUUCAUUUUUUUUUUUACAAAAGUUGCGAACAUAAUAGUUCAAAAGUGUUUGAAAUAAUUAUGCUGUCAACUUGCUGUGAUUUUUAACUUGCAAAAUUGUUCGUGUACAUAAGAUUUGUUUUACGAUAUAAAUAAAUUAAAUUUGGUUUAAUAUUA
This is a messenger RNA of Leptopilina heterotoma, 2479 nucleotides long. RefSeq names its product branched-chain-amino-acid aminotransferase, cytosolic (gene Bcat). The coding region runs from base 450 to 1670 and encodes 406 amino acids. The record is from RefSeq and is a predicted model, not a curated record. Gene Ontology annotation, molecular function: branched-chain-amino-acid:2-oxoglutarate transaminase activity. The transcript has 7 exons. Gene Ontology annotation, cellular component: mitochondrion. Lineage: Eukaryota; Metazoa; Arthropoda; Insecta; Hymenoptera; Figitidae. Gene Ontology annotation, biological process: L-leucine biosynthetic process; L-valine biosynthetic process.